Nicotiana tabacum (common tobacco) is the source of this 2092-nucleotide messenger RNA. RefSeq lists its product as uncharacterized. Gene Ontology annotation, cellular component: chloroplast. NCBI's taxonomy places the organism in Eukaryota, Viridiplantae, Streptophyta, Magnoliopsida, Solanales, Solanaceae. The record is from RefSeq and is a predicted model, not a curated record.
AGAAAAGAGGUAGCUGAUUGAUAACAGAAACCAACCGUUUGGAGUUCUAUGGCCAGUUCAGCUUUAUCUCUUUCUGUGCAUCAACCCAAUUCCCAAUUCAUCUCUCCAUGUCUACAAUGCCGCAAAAUUUGGAAAAACAAUCCCUCUUCUUUCUUUUUCUCGGAUGGAGAUUAUAAGCGUUCUGUCACUUGCUUUUCUUCCAAGAAAAAAAUAGGUUUUAUGGACCAAAUUCUUGAUUACAUUGAAGGGGGUCCGAAGUUAAGGAAAUGGUAUGGGGCACCUGACCUCCUUCCAAAAGAUGGAUCCCUUUCAAAAGAAAAUGAGUCUACUGAAGAAGAUGAAGUCAGGGAUGCAGUUUUAGUUACCGAUGGAGAUAAUGAGAUUGGUCAGUUGGUUAUAUUGUCUUUGAUAAUCAAACGAACUCGGAUCAAAGCUCUGGUAAAGGAUAAGCGGGUUGCCAUGGAAGCUUUUGGUACUUAUGUUGAGCCAAUAGCAGGUGAUGCAAAGGACAGGUCAUUGCUAAAGAAGGCUCUAAGGGGUGUUCGUGCAGUUAUAUGCCCAAAUGAAGGUUUUAUAUCAAAUAUAGAGAGUUGGAAAGGUUUACAACAUGUGAUCCUAUUAUCUCAGCUGUCUGUUUAUAGAGGUUCUAGUGGGGUUCAAGCAAUUGUUACUGCCAAUGCAAGGAAAAUGGCAGAACAAGAUGAAUCACUGGUUAUGGCUUCGGGAGUCCCUUACACUAUUAUUAGAGCUGGCUUAUUAGUAAAUGCGCCAGGUGGAAAUCAAGGUUUUAACUUUAAAGAGGGCUGUGCAUCACAAGGAAAGCUGAGCAAGGAGGAUGCUGCUUUCAUCUGUGUAGAGGCCUUUGACACAGUGCCACAGAAAGGCCUGAUAUUUGAGGUGGUCAAUGGCGAGGACAAGGUCAUGGAUUGGAAAGAGUGCUUUGCAACCUUGAUCGAGAAAUCGGAGCUGUAAAUUGAUUGGAUGCAAAAUUGAGUUGUCGUUCCUUGGCAUUAACAUGGGCAGAGAUAAGAAUCAAGACAAACCUGUAGAAAGCAUGGAAGGAAAAUUCUCAUAAAUUCAAGAUCAAUUACAGAAGUUGAUGGAGGGAUUGACCAGUAUGAAUGCGCAAACAUAUAAGGAAUUGCUCGAGAUAAGGAGGCAAUUGGGAUUAUCAAGCAGCAAGAUAAAAGAAUAACAUCCUCAUUUGAGGGUGAAUCGUAUGAGUCGUUCUAAAUAAGUCCAAACUAGUUCUGCUCCAUCUGGUAAUAGUUUUUCCACUCGAUAUUCUCAACUUGAUUUCUCUCGAUUUUUUGGAUAUGACUUGAAAUCCUGGUUGUAUAAGGUGGAUCAUGUUUUUCUAUGGAGGAAAUUGCCUUUGAGGAAAAGGUAAAAGUCGUUUGUAUUCAUUUUGAUGGUGAUGUUAUUGUGUGGCGUAGGUCGUAUAUGAGAUCUAGAAAUAUUGAUAUAUUUCCAACUUGGACUGAAUGCGUUUUAGCCUUACAUGAUAGCUUUGGGGAUGUGUUUGAAGAUCCUAUGGAGGUUAUUAAAAAUCUGAGACAGGUUGAUACUAUGAAGGAUUAUAAAACUGAAUUUAAUAGACAGUUGAAUGAAGUUAAUAUGUCAACUGAAAAUGCUAUCAGUUGUUUCCUUGGAGGAUUGAAACUAGAACUUAACAAGGCUGUUAAUUCAAACACCUAGAACACUUAUGCAAGCUUACAAAAUUGCUAGAUUGCAAAAAGGUGUUAUUGAAGCACAAGCUCAGUCAUGGGGUCUUAAACCUGUUAACAUGUCACAUAAUUCCAUGCUACCUACUUCGCAACAUGUUAAACCAUAAGAUUUCCAAAAGAUUCCUUUAUCAACUUCAGCGUUUAAAAGGUUCAUCGACUCUAAUUCUAAUAUUCAUAGUAGAUCUUCUGAUAACAAUUAUGGUAGGAGGUUAUCUGCUAAUGAAUUGGAUGAAAAAAGAGCUAAAGAGCUGUGUUUUUUCCGUGAUGAAAAAUAUGUUCAAAUGUAUAACUACAGGGCAAAGAAGUAGUUAUUUCUAGUGGAUAUAACUGAGGAUGACACAAGAGAUGAUGAAAAACCUAUUGAG